Clunio marinus is the source of this 2345-nucleotide messenger RNA. The record is from the annotation of a GenBank genome assembly. Lineage: Eukaryota; Metazoa; Arthropoda; Insecta; Diptera; Chironomidae.
AGCCGCCAGUAAAAUAUUCUCGAAAACUUACAAUUUUAUAUAUUUUCAUUAUUUAAAGUGAAAUGUUUCAACUAUCAACACGAUUGGGAGAUAUCCUAAACUAUCCACUGUUUGAUCGUAUCCGACAAUUGAUGAUAUGUAUCGAAACAGCUCCAAUAAAGGAUUUGCAAGCAUUCUACCCAAUGCUAAUUUCACAUAUUUUUGGAUAUAGCAAGUCAAUUGGAUGGGGAUUAAGGACAGUAACUGAGAAAAACUCCAACGACUUUAAAAUACUCUACGAGUUCUUCCACCCUCAUUCAUCGUUCUUCCAACUUAUCUACAGGUUGUUGAAUCAAAGCAUUAAAUAUGAAAUGAAAAUCAGUGAACUGCCAAUAAAACUUCAGCAAAUGCUUGAGUCAGGACGAUAUAACUCAUUUUAUUCAACAAUUGUGAAUUUUGAUAACUUUCAGCCACAAAACAUGUCAUUGUCACUGAACGCAUUUGACUUCUUCAUGUUCAACUUUUGUAUUCAUGGAAUGAAGAAUUUCCAUAAAACGUCACAAGCUGCUCUUAAUGUCAACAGUGAAGGAUCCAAAACAGUUUACUUUAAUCUUGCUGCAGAUUAUCUUUGUAACUUUCUUCCUGCGGAUCCAAAUGCUGUUGUUUAUCCACAAAUUGAAUGUUCACCAGUCAAGACACAACCAUCAAUGCCAAUGCAAACAAAUCAACCAACGAAACCAACCAAAUAUUUAUUGCUAUCAGCAUUAAAACGACAAAUUCAAAGUCCAACAGAAUCGCGAGCUGACAUUCGACUUCCAGAAGCUGUUAAAAGUUCAAAUUGGAGAAGCGAAUCUGUCAUGAUGAUUUUUAUUGAUUGCUGGUUGAGAUAUGAUGUCGAUGAAUCUUAUGAUCUUCCUGGUAAUGAAUUUAUUCGAUUAGUUAGGAUUCUAGUCAAGCAAUUGCACUUCUUUGGCAAUGUAUCCGAACAAGACUUGUCAACACUUUCAGUUCUUCGCCAUCAAGCACACAUUUUACUGAAUUUACGAAUGUAUCCAUUUCUAAAGACAAUCAUCUCACGCUGGCCGCUUGACACGUCGUUUUUGAAUGUUCUGGAGAUGUGGCUGUCUUACAUUCAACCCUGGCGUUACAUUUACAAUCGAAACAUUCAAAACUUAAAUAAUGAAAUGUUGGAUAUUCCUGAUCGAUUCAAAGUCUUCAUAAGCGAGAACAUCAUCAGCUACACACAAAUAUUUGUUCGGUUGAUUCCUCGCUUUCUUAAAAUGGAUUUAAGUUUGAAUAAAAAUGCUUUCAUGUUGUUUCGUAUGAUGAAAGUUUUUCGGAAACCGAGUGAGAUAAUUAAAGAAAUUGAGAAGCAGAUGAAAAGUAGCAACAACACAACAAUUCGUUCUCAUAAUUCAUCUUUACAACACGAUCAGUCAUCGAGAUCGCCGCGUUCAUUCUCACCGCAAUCUCACUCACAUCGUCAGCACAAUCACUCAACAAUUGAUGAUAGCAAUUACAUUUUCAUGUUUAAUGAUGAAAUCUCUAUGCAAAUUUAUGAACUUAUGAGAAGACUUUACAGCGUUAGAAUACGAACGGAACGUGAGGCUGAAAAGAUGGAAAAAGAACUUCAAAAACAUGCUUCGCUAUGGGAUAAAUUUCUUCAAUUGAUUGGAUGGUUGAGUUCGCUUAAUUUAUCAUUUUCAACAGCACUUGAUGAGAAGAAACGAACGAUGAUGUAUUUGGAAGUUUGCUUAAACUUCUUAUCGCCAGUCUACAGCAUCCCAAUCGAAGAAGUUGCCAAUGAGGUGGAACAAAAUGUAAACUUAGAAUCAAGCGACAAUGAAUGCAAUUCGAUGAAUAAUUCUGACGUUCUUAACAUCACGCCAAGCUUCAUGAAACGACAACUUAAAAAUAUUUCUUACACUGGCGAUCCACUCUUGCUGCCAAUUAUGAAAAAUGAAGUCAAGUGGCUUGUGCGAUUUCUUCAUCAAAUCUCAAAUCGUGUUAAUGAAAUGUUUGAAAAUGAAUUCAAUUUAUUAUGGAAUCGCGGAGACAUUUACGGAAGACUUUCCCGACUCUUUCUAACUGAACCAGUUGAAAUUCGAAUCUUCGACAAAUCUGCUGGAUAUUCGGAACUGAAAGUGCAACAAAUUGGACCACGAUUAAGUUUACGUAAACUUGCUAAAUGGAAAGUCGUCAUUUUGCUUUUAACUUCGCUUCUUUUUGGACGUUUAUUUCUUGGAGCAUCGAGUUUAGGCUUUAUGUUGCUUUUCACAAUAACUUUUCUCUAUGUUUUCGUUAAAUCAUUGAUGUCAUCCUAAAAUGAUUUCUUUUUGACAAUAAAAUUAAGAAAAUAAAACAAA